AGUUCCUGUUCUGCAGGGGAACUUCAGUCCGCUGAAGUUAAAACUGAUUCCUGCAAAGGAGCAGUUUUUGUGACACAGAAAAAAGUGUGAACUCAAAUAACCUAUAAAUGUAAAUAAGCGUCUACGCUGUGAUAAUUUGCUAGCUGUUUUAAGCUGUGUUUACAGUUUUCCAGCUACGCCUGGCUUCUCUGGGGCUUAUCUUCGCCGAUAUUGCGUUACAUACUCCGGUGCUGGUGCACCACUCUGCGUGACCUACAUAGUGAAGGAGCUCAGCUCAGGCCAUUUCCGAUGCUCCGGGUUGUCGGCUGUUCCCGUCCUGGGAGAAAUCCUCAGCUGUGUCGCUAUGGAAACCUCCGUCUGCACCGACGGGGGCCGCCACGCCGUCUGGGUGACUCAAGCUAUUUGCCUUCUGUAAUUACGGCUCUGUUACGGGCUAACGAGGUGCAUUUCACACCGUGCAGGAUUUCCACAUGGAGAUGUGUGGAAGGGGACUUAGCCCUGUUGUGCUCGCGCCGUGUUGCAAAAUGGUAAAUUACUUGUGACUGACUCCUGAGUGACUCUCGCCCAGACCUCUGUCCAGGAGACCACCGCGAGCAAAUGCUCCUUGUGAAGAGCGGCUGGGAGAAUGUCUGUGUGUUUCAUUGGGGGUCAUGGCAGUGGAGUCAGCACUGCGCCCCCUGCAGGUGUAACCAUGCAGCUGCGAGCAGUCGGAGCGGCAGCACAGUCAGUGGCUCGGUCUUCCUUACGAACGCGCUCCGUAACGACCACAGCGAGAAGGCGCGAUAUAAGCUAGUCGGCUAAAGUGAACCAUCAGAAAAAUUUGAGGGACUGAAACUGAAACCGCAAAUACCUAGGAAAAAAUUCAAAAAUAUCUGUUUUUCAUAUUUGCAUUUCCACAUCAAUAAUUCUAUAAUCAAUAGUCUGCUAAAUCACUGCAGUGCAUAUAUGUGAUUAUUUUUUUAUGUUUGUGAUGUCAUUGAAAAAUGUUACGAUGAGCGGAAUAUAAAGAACACAUCCGGACACAUUCCAUGUGUCCGAAAUGGAAUCCCAUUGGAUUAAUGGCAACUUUAAAAUUUCCACAAAACGCAAGGAACAUAAAUGGAAAACAUCAGUUAUUGUUUCCUGACUUGCAGCUUAGAUGGGAUGUGUUUGUCCUGCAGGUAUGUUUUUAUUUUAUUGUAGCACUCGUGUCCCCUGUGCUGCUGCUAUAUAUAGCCAGGUCUAUUUUUACACCGCGGCUGUGAAAAGAAGCUGCUGGUGUUACUGCCAGCCUGGCUACUUCGUGGCAGCACGGUUUGUGUCUGGAACAGCGUUGGCCUCAUUGCGAGGAAAGAGCGGGAGACAUUCCAAGAAGGCACUAGGAACCAGUGCCAGAUUACCGGCCCCAUUUCCGCAGGUUCCACACCAGCAGCGACACGAUGGAGCCAGGCAGCUGUCAUGACCCAGAGCCGGAAACGGACGAGGCUAACGGCCGUUCACCACAGGACGCCCGGGAGGCCGAGCUGAAGGUACGGGUGAACGGGAGUGUUUUCGUCGUUGCGAAAGCGAUCCUGACCGAGCGUUGCGAGUACUUCCGAGCGCUAUUCCAGUCAGGAAUGAGGGAAUGUCUGCAAGAGGAGAUUCACGUCCGGGGGCUCAGCCCCGGGGGCUUCUCCGUCAUGCUGGACGUCCUGGGAGGAGAUCGGCCCAUCUUGGGUGCCGACAGGUUGGUCCAAGCCAUCGAAUGCGCUGCAUUCCUGCAGGUGGAGAUGCUCACCAGACACCUCAUCAACAUCCUGAAUUCGGACAACUGUCUGCUGGUGUACCACGCCGCCGCGGAGUACGGCUUGCUAGAGCUCUUCCAUAGCGCUGCGCUGUUCAUCCGAGACAUGUACCAGGACCUGGAGGAGGACACUAGGUGUCUUCCAGCGGAGCUCCUCGAGUAUGUAGAGUCUCUCUCUCCCCAGGUGUUUGUCGCCGUGGGAACGCACUCCAGCUCCAACUUCCAGGAGUUGCCGCACGCUGCCACCAGGACCAUCUGCUAUUUGGACGAGGACGAGAAGGACUGGAAAGUCCUCACGCGGCUACCCAACGAGGCCAGCACCUCCAUGGCAGGAGUGGCAGUGCUUAAUAACAAGCUAUACAUCGUCGGCGGUGUCCACAGCGUCCACAAGCAGGUCGUGGACUCCUGCUUCUGCUACGACCCCAUGGCAGAUGCGUGGAGCGCGCUAGCUGGGCCUCGGCAGCCGAGAUACAACUUCACGCUGGUGGGACAAGAGGAUCGCCUCUACGCCAUCGGUGGAGAGUAUGAGAGGAUGGUGAUGUCAUCGGUGGAGAAGUUCAACGUCUCCACUGGCUCAUGGUCUUUCAUUACGCACCUGCCCCGACCCGCGGCCGGCAUGGCCUGCACCAAGACCAUGAACAGGAUAUUUGUGUGCCUGUGGAAGCCCAUGGAGACGACAGAGAUCUAUGAGUACCUCCUCAGCAGGGAUGUGUGGAAUCUGACCACGACACUCAUUCGAAACCAGAGCUAUGGGCACUGCAUGGUAGCACACAGGGACAACCUCUAUGUCAUGCGCAACGGGCCCUCAGACGACUUCCUGCGGUGCGUGAUGGACUGCUAUAACCUCACCUCGGGCCAGUGGACAGCCCUGCCCGGCCUCUACGCCAACAGCAAGGGUGCUCUGUUCACGGCUGUGGUGCGAGGGGACUCGGUCUUCACAGUGAACCGAGCUCUCACGUUGGAGUACUCCAUCGAGGGCAGCAAGUGGAAGCCAAAACGGGAAAUAAAGGGUUUUCCGCGCAGCGGCUCCAUGUGGACCUUCCUACUAAGACUUCCAAAGACUUCGCAGAACGUCUCCACCCUGGAUGACCUCGAUGAAAGGACGUCGUGACUGGGCAGGACUCCCUGGGCUCAUCGGUGCCAUGACGAUGAGCAGGGGGAAGGUGAUUGGCUAUCAGACAUGCAUGAGCACAUGUCACUGAAUAUUCACAUGGAAUUGGUCACACCAUAGAAACUCAGUGAGUCCCCCAAGAGCUCUCAGGUUUCACUGCCACAUUGAAAAGGUCAUGACAUCUUAUCAGGUCUUAGUUCUCCAAAAAUCAAUGGCUUCUCGAUGACAGGCCCAAUACGUCAUAAAAUAAAGGAAUUAACAUUCUAACAAA
Molecule: messenger RNA, 3144 nt
Organism: Paramormyrops kingsleyae
Lineage: Eukaryota; Metazoa; Chordata; Actinopteri; Osteoglossiformes; Mormyridae
Gene: kbtbd13b
Product: kelch repeat and BTB domain containing 13b
Molecular function (GO): protein binding
Source: RefSeq, a predicted model, not a curated record